Guillardia theta CCMP2712 is the source of this 426-nucleotide messenger RNA. RefSeq lists its product as hypothetical. The record is from RefSeq and is a predicted model, not a curated record. Bases 1 to 426 code for a protein of 141 amino acids. Lineage: Eukaryota; Cryptophyceae; Pyrenomonadales; Geminigeraceae. Gene Ontology annotation, molecular function: calcium ion binding. The transcript has 2 exons.
AUGAACCUGACAGAAGAAGAGAUCCGAGAACGAGCAAGGGAGAUCUUCAACAAGUACGAUGAGGAUGGGUCCGGGCAGAUAGACUUCGACGAGCUGAAGGCUCUGAUGACUUCGCUUCACAUACAAGUUUCUGACGAAGAGUUGACGCACAUGGCGGCUGAGUUAGACGUUGAUGGCAGUGCUGAGAUCGAGAUCCUCGAAUUCGAGGAGAUGCUGUUCAAGAUGUAUCACAGCAAAGACAAAGAAGUUGAGAAAGCUAGAGAGGUGUUCAACAGGUUCGACAAAGACGACAGCGGGGCUCUUGAUCCCAGCGAGUUCCGACUUUGCCUGAGAGAUCUAGGGGAGAAGUUGACUGAGGGAGAGUUCCGAUGGCUGCUCGCUCAGAUCGACAAAGACGGGACUGGACAGAUCGAGUUCGAAGAGUGA